Erythranthe guttata (spotted monkey flower) is the source of this 2286-nucleotide messenger RNA. Its product is annotated as putative receptor-like protein kinase At1g11050. The record is from RefSeq and is a predicted model, not a curated record. Gene Ontology annotation, biological process: protein phosphorylation. Gene Ontology annotation, molecular function: protein kinase activity; ATP binding. Lineage: Eukaryota; Viridiplantae; Streptophyta; Magnoliopsida; Lamiales; Phrymaceae.
AAUAAAUAAAUAAAUAAUAAUAAUAAUAAUAUAUCCCUACCGACGGAUUUUGACCAGAAAGUAGCAGACAAAACUUGAACUUAAAACUUUAAACUCUUCAGUCACAAUCUCAACUUGCUUUUAUUUUGACCCACACACACCCGCCAUUGUUGAUGCUGACCCAUUAACUUCUUCAUCUUCAAAAACAACAACCUUAAAAAAAAAAAGAAUGUCUUAAUUCGAACCACAAUUCACAGUUUACACAGAAGAUGAACACCUCCCAUUUUCUUACCCCCUUCAUCUUCUUCUUCUUCUUCUUCACCACACAUUUUCACACCAACGCUGAAGCAGCUAAUUCUUCAUGCCCGAUCAACUUCGACUACGUGACAACCUUCCCAUGGGACACUUCCUUAUGCCACGCGCCGCCGCGUCCCGGCUGCUGCCAAACGCUCCGCAGCGUCUUCGGCAUGGGGUUGGCGAUCUACCUCAACAGAACCUCCAACUUCUACCUCCCCGAUUCCAACACUUCGUCUUCCUGCAUGUCGGAUUUCCAUGAGAAGCUUCUGUCAAUGUCGAUUUCCGUUCCGUUUUACCCCGCCUGCUACGACACAAACUUCUUCGUCAACAAUCCGCUCACCAGCUGCGCCGGGAUCCGUACUGUAGACGAUUGGACCAGAAUCGUCGAUCCGUACAUCCAACUCGAAUCCGUCUGCAAUGGGGAUCUCACCCGGUUGACCCAGUGCAGUAUGUGUAGGGAUGCGGGCUUGCGAAUCAACUCCUACCUCGUUUCGUUGCACCCCAACUCCACAAAAUGCUUCUUCUUCGCCGUGUUCUACGCCGCCGCCAUUGCCAACGAAUUCGGGCCGGAAGAUCGGAGAAUUUCUUCCUGCGUAUUAGCCAUUCCGAUGCUGCCUAUCUCAACCGACGACAGAAAACCAAAUCACAGAGCUCGAAAUUUGAUUGUAGGGUUAUUGGGUGGUCUCACAGGUUUAUGCACGGCAGGUGUUUGUUUUAUUGCCUACAAGAAGUACACCAAGAAGAAAAAACAAGAUUUACUCCACCAAAAAUACGUUCUUUCGGUUCAAUCGAGGGUGGUUCUGCCCAACACGGGAUCGAAAUGGUUCCAAGUAUCCGAAUUAGAGCAAGCCACAAAUGGAUUCUCCGAAAAAAACAUCAUCGGACGAGGCGGAUUCGGAGUUGUCUACAAAGGCACACUCUCCGACGGAACCGAAGUUGCUGUCAAGCAAAUUCUUGACAUGGAUUCCAAAUGCGACGACGAAUUCACAAACGAGGCGGAAAUCAUAAGCAAGAUUCGACACAGGAAUCUCCUUGCUCUGAGGGGAUUCUGCGUCACGAGCGAAAGUUUCAAGGGUAAAAGGAGAUAUUUAGUUUACGAUUACAUGCCGAACGGUAAUUUAGACGAUCACAUCUUCAAUGCAAGAGAGCAUCUGUCUUGGCCUCAACGCAAGAACAUAAUUCUUGAUAUCGCAAAAGGGCUCGGUUACCUACAUUACGGAAUCAAACCCUCGAUUUUUCACCGCGAUAUUAAGUCAACAAACAUUCUCUUGGACUCGGAAAUGAAAGCAAGGGUUGCAGAUUUCGGCUUAGCCAAACAGACCUCAGAGGGGCAAUCCCAUCUCACCACCAGAGUCGCCGGAACUUACGGUUAUCUUGCGCCGGAAUAUGCUCUCUACGGUCAGUUGACAGAGAAGAGCGAUGUGUACAGCUUCGGAAUUGUGAUACUCGAGAUCAUGAGUGGUAGAAGGGUUCUCGUCGGUUCAUCUGAGCCGUCGAAAAUUUUGAUCACGGAUUGGGCUUGGGAGCUCGUGAAAUCCGGGCGAGUCGAGGAGAUUUUUCACGGGUCGAUAAGGGAUGUUGGGCCCAAGGCGGUGAUGGAGAGGUUUGUGAGAGUUGGGAUCCUGUGCGCGCACGUUAUGGUGGGCCUUCGGCCGACGGUUGCUGAUGCGUUGAAGAUGCUUGAAGGUGAUGUUGAUAUUCCGAGAUUGCCUGAUCGGCCUUUGCCUCUCAGCCACGAGAUCUUGCAAGAGACUUCUUUUACGUACAGCACGUUUACGAGCCAAGAAUCGGGAGGUAAAUCGAGCAUUGGCAGUUCGUGAAAAAAAAAAUAGAUUCGAAAACUGUAAAUUAGAUUCGAAGUUUGUUUGCAAAUUCAAAUUCAAAUUCAUGGAUAUAUAUAUUGACUGAGUCUUGUGUUUCAAAUGUCAAUAUCCUAUAUUCCUAUUUGAUAACUUUUUUCUUUUUGUGGAUUACAAAAUUCAAAAAUGUGCUUGUUUCUUUCUCAUCCUA